AAAAGCAUUAUUUGAAAACCAGCCGGAACAUCCAGGCUUCCCCCGCCGCGGGCGUGGCCGCUGGCUCCCACCCCGGCGUCCCGCCCCGCGCCCCGCCCGGCCCCGGCGCGGGGGUCGUGCGGUUCGCCCGGCUCCGCUCCGCUCCGCGCCGGCCCGGGCAGCUAUAACCAUGGAGAGCCUGCAUAAUGCCAACAGCAGAUUUGCACUUGAUCUGCUCAGAAGGUUUAAUGAGACCAGCCCAACAGGGAAUGUUUUCUUCUCUCCUGUCAGUGUUUCUUCUGCUCUAGCCAUGGUCCUUUUAGGGGCCAGAGGUAAUACAGAGGCCCAGAUGCUGAAGACGCUUCAUUUUGACAAAGUUGAAGAUAUUCAUUCAAGAUUUCAGACUCUGACUAUGGAUAUAAACAGAAGCAAUGCUCCGUAUCUCUUACGGCUUGCCAAUCGGCUUUUUGGAGAUAAGUCCUACAGCUUUUUGCCGGAUUUCCUGACUAAUACUCAGAAAUUAUAUGGAGCUGAUUUGGCUACAGUUGAUUUUCUUCAGGCUUGUGAUGAAGCCAGGAAAGAAAUUAACCAGUGGGUAGAGGAGAAAACUGAAGGUAAAAUCCCUCAUCUGCUGUCUGAAAGCUCAUUUGAUAACAUGACCAGGCUCGUACUGGUGAAUGCUGUUUACUUCAAAGGGAACUGGGCAGAGAAAUUUGAAGCAGCCAACACCACUGACAUGCCAUUUCGGUUGAAUAAGAAUGAAAGACAGACAGUGAAAAUGAUGUAUCAGAAAAACAAAUUUAGUUUUGGGUAUAUCUCUGAAGUGAAGAUCCGUGUUUUAGAGCUGCCUUAUGAUGGAAGAGAACUUAGUAUGAUCAUCCUGUUACCUGAUGACAUUGAAGAUGACUCCACGGGACUGCAGAAGCUGGAAGAGCAGCUUACCUUAGAGAAGCUCCAGGAAUGGACAGGUCCAGAGCAUCUGUAUUUCACUGAUGUUCAUGUGCAUUUGCCAAAGUUUACACUAGAGGAAAGCUACGACCUUAAAUCAGAUUUAGCCGCUAUGGGCUUGUUGGAUUUAUUUGAUAGUGGCAAGGCUGACUUGUCAGGAAUGUCAGGGGCACGUGACCUCUUUCUCUCUAAAAUUGUCCACAAGGCUUUUGUAGAAGUGAAUGAGGAAGGCACGGAAGCUGCAGCUGCCACUGCUGGCAUUGGUAUGCUCUGCAUGGUUAUAGAAGAGGAUUUCAAUGCUGACCAUCCUUUUCUUUUUUUUAUUCGCCACAAUCCAACGCGAAGCAUACUUUUCUUUGGCAGAUAUGCUUCUCCAUAAAGGAGAACGUGACAUUUGCAGACCAGUUCUUGCUGUAGUCAAUGAUUUGCGGUUUUGUGCUGGAAACAGUGUCGAUAAUGCAGAGAUGUUUUAGUUGUUGCUAAGUAGUGCUUACACUAGGCAAGGACUUUUUCAGCUUCCCAUGCUCUGGUGGGUGCACAGGAAGCUGGGAGAGGACACAGCUGGGACAGCUGACCCAAACUGGCCAGAGGGAUAUCCCAUACCAUAUGAUGUCAUGCUCAGUAUAUAAAGCUGGGGGAAGAAGAAGGAAGGGGGGGGUGCAUUUGGAGCAAUGGUGUUUGUCUUCCCAAGGAACCGUUACGCGUGAUGGAGCCCUGCUUUCCUAGAGAUGGCUGAACACCUGCCUGCCCAUGGGAAGUAGUGAAUGAAUUCCUUUGCUUGUGUGCACAGCUUUUGCUUUACCUAUUAAACUGUCUUUAUCUCAA
Phalacrocorax carbo (great cormorant) is the source of this 1752-nucleotide messenger RNA. The record is from RefSeq and is a predicted model, not a curated record. NCBI's taxonomy places the organism in Eukaryota, Metazoa, Chordata, Aves, Suliformes, Phalacrocoracidae.